This is a messenger RNA of Blepharisma stoltei, 576 nucleotides long. The record is from the annotation of a GenBank genome assembly. Lineage: Eukaryota; Ciliophora; Heterotrichea; Heterotrichida; Blepharismidae.
AUGUUUGCUGCCUAUUUGUUUAGAGGAAUAAUGAUUGGAGAUUCCCAAAGCGGAAAGUCAAGCUUGGCUCAUAGAUUUCUGAGAAACAGGUUCAUUGAAGAGCAAAAACCAACUAUUGGUGUUGAAUUUGCGUAUAAAAUUAUAGGCGUUGAUGGCAUAGCGAUAAAAUUGCAAUUAUGGGAUACUGCAGGUAGAGAGGAGUUCAGAACAACAACUAGAUCCUAUUAUAGAUCCGUUGCAGCAAUUAUCUUUGUUUAUGACGUUACAAGGAGAGAAAGCUUCGAACACCUAAACGCUAGGAUUUCUGAAGCAAUCCAAAAUGCUCCAAGCACUGCUGUGGCAAUUUUAGUUGGAAAUAAAGUUGAUAAAGAAGGGGAAAGAAAUGUUUUAUUUGAAGAAGGCCAAAAAUUUGCAAGUGAACACCAAAUGAUUUAUUUGGAAACUUCAGCUAAAACUGGAUGGAAUGUUGACAAUAUAUUUCACUUCGUUUCAGCAGAAAUAUUGGCGAGAAUCAGAAAUGGACUGAUAGAUGUAGAAAAAGAAGGUCCUGGAAUCAAACUAAAUGAGCAAUAUUAA